AGUGACUUCUUUGUCUAGAUCGGCAGUGGAAUACGCAGACUUAUAUUAUCUAAUGCGCGUUAUUUUUACGUUAAUUCUUUAAAGGUUGUAAGACAAGACAGUACUUAAUUUGUCUUGAUAAUAACGUGAUUUGACAUUCAUUGGUAAAAUGGUUGAGACGGAGGCCUAUCAAGGGGACCAGGGGAUGGCAGUGCGCAAGCCAUCCCCUGCUGCAGCUGACCUGGUGUCCACCCUCAAGAAGGCCCUCUUCAUCAUAGGCUCAACCACUAUUGUCUUUGUUGCCUUGAGGAACAGUCUCACAUAUCAUCUGCAGCACUUCUGGGGAGCUUCUGGUGACUUUUGGCAACACCAGUGGGACAAAAUCCUUCAGACUUUUGGAGAUGAUCCUUACUUCCUCAUGGUUUUUGGGUCAACAAUUGUGUCCUACUUUGUCUAUUGGAGCAUCGGCAUCCUGUACACCCUAAUGGACACGACAAGCAAGCCAGCCUUCCUCCGUCGAUACAAAGUGCAACCAGGAACAAAUGAACCAGUCGAACCUUGGAAGCUUGUAAAGUGUAUCCUUUGGGUACACUUCAACCAGAUCUUCGUGGGUAUUCCAUUUUCCAUUGCCAGUUACUACUUGCUUGCUCUGCGUGGCUACGACCAGUCCCCACAGCUGCCCACUUUCCACUGGGUACUCUUCGAGCUUAUUAUUUGCAUUUUGCUUGAAGAAGUUGGAUUUUACUACUCACAUAGGCUGUUCCACCACCGGCUGCUCUACAAGCACUUCCACAAGAUGCACCACGAGUGGCAAAGCCCCAUUGCCAUCACAGCCAUCUAUGCCCACCCAUUGGAGCACAUCUGUUCCAACCUCUCGCCAGUAUUCCUUGGCCCACUGGUCCUUGGCUCACACGUUGCUACUGUCUGGCUCUGGGUCAGCCUUACCAUCCUCAGCACCCUUAAUGCUCAUAGUGGAUAUCAUCUACCGUUCUUCCCAUCCCCUGAGGCUCAUGACUUCCAUCACUUGAAGUUCAAUCAGUGCUAUGGUGUAUUAGGGGUGCUUGACCUCCUCCAUGGCACAGACGACAAGUUCCGAGCCUCGAAGUGCUUCUCCCGCCACCUGAUGAUGCUGUCUCUCAUUCCCCCCCGUGAGGCAUAUCCUGAUCUUGAGCCUAAGGGCAAGGCAGUCAAAGGGAAACAGUGUUAGUCAUGCAAGCUGGGCCCCAAGGGGACACAGUCAGACUUUGCAUGAUAUUGAAAAAGAAGCAAGGAAAUGAAAAAAAACAUGAAAGUAUUGUUGUCUUACCAUUCUUCAAAAAUAAGCUCUAGUAUGAAAUGUGUCACUGCUACAGCUGCACUAAGAGCAAUCACAUAGUGGGAUAUUAAGAAAAAAAUAAUGCCAUAGAGGUUGUAAUAACUGAUUUAUUUCUGGAAUGGAAUUCUCUAAUUAACAACAAUUAUCACAUAAAAAUAAAUAACAAAAUACUUAGCUGACAUAAAUACAGUGCCUAACAACUUAAUUUCUUUACAUAUAAAGAUAUAAGGAAACCAUCACUUGAUACAAGGAAAUAUAUCUUACAUCAUAAUCACAUCUAAAGCAUUUAUAUUACGAAAUAUAAAAUGUAUGUAUCAUUGUACAUGAUUCAUAGUUAACAAAAUAAUUAAACUCUGGGCCAUCACACUUCUACAGACAGGCUGGUAAUAUUACAGAAGACAACCUUAUAUCAUCACUCUAAAAUUGAUUUGAAGUUUAACUUGUAUGACAGGAUACUGCAAACAAUUACAUAUGUCUAAGCAGUUGUUGUAACAAAAUUGCUCAUGUAAGAGCACUUCUCCCCUGUGGUUCUUGUCUGCAGCUUACCAUCUGCCCAUCUUGUGUGAACUUCUGCUUCCUAUAAAAAAAAUAAAAAACGAAAAUCUCUGCCAUGCAUGCUGGCUUUCGAUCAUAUGGUUGGACAUUUUCCUACACUGCCUAUGGACUACAGAUGUACCAACUCUUAACAGCUCUCUUUCUUUUGCAUUAAUAAUUUCUGAACUUUCAUGGUACUUCAUCACAGAAAUAUAAUGAUUCUCUUGAUGCAUCUACAAAAUAUAGGGAGCCCUUAUCAGUAAUCACGUAAUUGGCUGUUGCUGUUAGUUAAAUUUUAACUUUAUGGCAGAGAAUGUUGUGCUUAUGUGGAAAAUAUUCAUAACUACUCAAGUUGGUUUUUAUGAUUGUUUAUUCAGUUCCAUGAUUAGGCUAUGAUUAAGUAUCUAUUAAAGUUUGGAGUCUUAGGGGAAAGAAAGAGAUAUCUGGGGUGAGUGAGGGGGAAGAAACAUAAUAUGCAUGUGUUGUACAUUUUCAAGUCAACUUCUAGCAGGUUGCAGCUGCAGGCAGGAUUCUUGCAUACAUUUGUGUGAAAGGCCAUCAAAAGGAUGUACUCAAGAGGGCAUAUGUGUGUAGUUGACAGCUGUGUUUAUUUUAUACUUAUUCUUGAGCUGCUUAGGUAUUAUGAAGGAUGUAAGAGUUUGAUUCACAAUAACAGGGGUUUGCCAUGCCUUUCCCACUGGACAUGUGGGACUUCAUGUGUUGUUGAUAUGGACUGGAAUGAUGUAGUCUGAAGCUUUAAAUAUUUAAGGGAUAGCACAUAUAAGUACACUCUAUAUAAAUAUCGUACCCUGAAUGUUAAUAUGUGCUUGAUUGCAUCAAUAAUGAUCAUAGCUUCCAUGCCUAGUUCUUUCCAUUUACAGGACUCAGUAGCAAGUGCGAGGGUCUAUUGUUGUAGUACUAUAUAUAUUUGUUUUAUUUUAUUUAUUUAUUUAAAUUUUUUACCAUUAUUUCUCUCUUUUCAUGCAGGGAAUAACACUAAGCACAACCAACAGUAUCACUUAGGAAUAAAGUAAUCAUAAUACAGAUAAAAGGCAAUGAGCUUAGAGGUGAUAUACUAUAUUGUACUUUUACAAGGAUUUAUCUUUCCAGUAUGUGCAGUUCUGAUAAACCUGUAUUACCUUCAGGAGUUGGUAAAUGGGGUGGUUGGGGCUGAGUAGAAUGGUAAAAAGGUUACAUGAAUUGAUGGAUGGUGGAUGAGGAAAUAAGGCAGGGUGGAAUUGAUGGAAUGCUUAACAGUGGAUGGGACAUACGUAUAAACGUGAAUGUAUGCAUAGUAGAAGGCUUGGCUUAUUAUCUGCCACCUUCUUCAGCUUGUUAUGAAGGAAGUGGUUUCAUGUUAGGCUGGUUUCAUCAAUUGUCUCUCUCUAAGCCUGUGUGGUUGUUUGUGAAGAGACAGUAUAUUACAAAUUUGUCAUCCUGGUUACUAUACCUAUAUGUGAUUUAUUUAAGAAUGAUGAAUGGCCUCUAUUAUUGUCUAUAUACAGGAUUUGCUUGUUGCUGCUGCACUUACCUAGGGAAGUAUGACUUUUCCUCUUCUUUUUCCUUCUUCUUUGACAUGUGUUCCCUUUAGUAGAGUUUAAUGUUACCUUAUCUUAUAGUGAGUAUUUAUCUAUCAAGUUGAUUCUCCUUCAUUUUAGAAAAAAAGUACAUUUUCAGUAUGUCUCCAAACCUGAGGAUAUUUGAAAGUGGAACCAGUAGAAAGACUGGAAAACAUUUCCAUUUUUCAUAUGAAAACAUGCUGUGGAAACUUCUCAUUCAUGUGCACGUCCAUUCUCUGCGGUCACCAUAUAUAGGAAGUUGCCUGAAUGUUUGGUUUUCCUUUUUCAUCUUUGGUUCCCUAGUUAGUCCACCAGUCAAGGAAUAUGCUGAAGCUGAGUGGCUGGAUCUGUUUAGUCGUUCAACUUGAUAGUUCUUAUAGUCAAUGCAAUUUAGAUGUUAGGAUGGGAAGAAGACCGGUGUUAGUUUUGUAUUUAUAUUUGUACAAGAAUGUAUAUGGAUAAAUGAAUAUAUAUAUAUUUAGGUACCCCUUUUAUUGUUCGUAAGGCAGAAAUUAAUAUGAGAGAACAAUGCAAAGACAUUGAUGUAUGUAUUUAUACAUAUAUUUUUUAUUUUAUACUAAGAAAUUGAUAACUUUCUCUUGCAGUUCAGAAUUUAUUUUAUUUUAUUUAUUAAUACAAAGAAGGAAAUCAUCUUUCAAACAUAGUAUCUUUCUAUCUGUACAAACAUUUACCUAUAUUACUUCAUCGCUCAAAUACAGGUCAUGCCUCACUUUUUCUUCCUUUGCAUAAAGAGUGAAAGGACAUCAUUUUAAAUCACAGAAAUGUAUAAGAACACAUCAGUACUGAAACAAGUGAAUGUUCGAAUGACAAAAAUGUGUAAAUCUAGGGAGGGAAAAUACUCCCUAAAAUGAAGUUGUGUCUCUUGUAGCUUUUAACUGCUGUUGUCUCUACUCGAAAAUGCUUCCAGAAUAAGAAAUGCUGCAGUGUGGAAGUAUUUCCAUAAGUAUGGAAAUUUCAAAACUGAGUUUUGAGAUUUUGAUCUAAGUGCAUUUAUUUCUGGAUAUAUUUUUCAUGGGUGAUACAGAGGAAGAGUGAUUUUGAUGUGCUUCCUUACAAAGACACAGCGCCUGAAAGCACUAAAAAUUCAUAUAUGACUUUUCUUCCAGCCGUAUUUGCUAAUUGCUUGUAAGAUUUAGCAUAAUAAAGCUUAGAAAGGAAAA
Penaeus chinensis is the source of this 4568-nucleotide messenger RNA. Its product is annotated as fatty acid hydroxylase domain-containing protein 2-like. Bases 149 to 1186 code for a protein of 345 amino acids. The record is from RefSeq and is a predicted model, not a curated record. Gene Ontology annotation, molecular function: iron ion binding; C-4 methylsterol oxidase activity. Gene Ontology annotation, biological process: sterol biosynthetic process. The transcript is spliced from 7 exons. Lineage: Eukaryota; Metazoa; Arthropoda; Malacostraca; Decapoda; Penaeidae.